Molecule: messenger RNA, 741 nt
Organism: Postia placenta MAD-698-R-SB12
Lineage: Eukaryota; Fungi; Basidiomycota; Agaricomycetes; Polyporales; Adustoporiaceae
Exons: 3
Coding region: 1-741 (246 amino acids)
Source: RefSeq, a predicted model, not a curated record
AUGAUACCGACUCGGCGCGUGAUCUCCCCACCGACGCCUGUCUUGGAGCAGAAUCGCAAAGCAGCUGUUCCAGGCCGGUCCCUUGCAGAGCUCAACACGGAUGUAUUGUUCGCCAUCGUAUCUACCCUCCCGCAAAAGGACGCAUUGGCGCUGUCCUAUACCGCAAGAGGGCUCUACCACAUUGCGAUGCGCAGGGCCCUCGCCUCCGUGACGCUCGAAAGCCCCAGGGACGUUCUUCGUGCUUGCCCGUACAUGCUGGCCGACGUCCCUAACCGCCUGGGGUGUGUGCGCACGCUAGAGAUCAAGAAAGGCCCUAUCGGCAAACACAUCUUUGGGCGGUACGGGCGGCCUAAGGGCCGCUCAUAUGAGGUUUCGCGCGUGCUCACGCUUGUGACAAACAUAUUACAGGGUGCUCGCACUACCUUGCGGAUGCUCAAGCUUGAGGCGCUUUCCGACUACAUCGAAUUGCCAGGUUGCGUGGCGAUCGCAGCUAUGGACGGUCUCCAUACGCUGGAGUUUCAGGACUUUCAGUAUAUGGGGUGGACCCGGCUGGGAUUCUUCCGCGGGUCCAAGAUGGCGGGCCGACUCCGUACCCUCGUCCUCCACAACAUAGAUUGGUGUCAGGUGGAGGACGUGCUGGAGGACAUUGUGGCGAUGGACAACUUGCAGACACUCGAGAUGAAGGGCGUUUUGGACCUCCCUACCGUCACAUCCUUCCCUCAAGACCCUUCGGCUGUCUAA